Messenger RNA from Thermothelomyces thermophilus ATCC 42464, 1930 nucleotides. RefSeq names its product Ferritin/ribonucleotide reductase-like-protein. The record is from RefSeq and is a predicted model, not a curated record. The transcript is spliced from 2 exons. Bases 318 to 1280 code for a protein of 320 amino acids. Lineage: Eukaryota; Fungi; Ascomycota; Sordariomycetes; Sordariales; Chaetomiaceae.
CUUUCGUUUUCUUCUCCGUGCUCGCGUAAAGCGCUGGUCUGCUUUCACCUUCCUUCAAGCGGCUCAGCCUGUCCUUCCUUCGCUCCGGGUACAAGGCUCAGCAUUCCCUUACUGUACUAUUAUCAUUUGUAUUACCUCAAGGCGGGCCUUCGAUUCUACAGCCGGACUGGUCUUUACUUUUCCAUCAUAUCAUCCGACACUCACUAGCUCACUGCCGCCGCGCGCCGGGAACUUUACGUCCCACCCGAUAGGGAAAGAAGAAGGGAAGAAAAAGGCGACUCAAAGAUUUUUGAAAGGCACACUCGGCAUCAACAACAAUGCCUUCGUUCAGGAAGACUCUUGGGAUUGCAAUGGCGGGUCUGGCGGCCGUCUCAUCGGCACUACCAGCGCUUCCAAAGUUGAGCAAGGACCAGAUGAGGAUAUACGAGCACGCAAAGCGUCAAAAUGAGGCUGCGGCGGCGCUGGGUCUUAACGAUAUCGACAUCCUGCAAUUUGCACUCACGCUCGAGUGGCUUGAAGCGACCUUUUACCAGCAAGGGUUCGCCAAGUUCCCAGCAACCGAUUUCCAAGCGCUCGGCCUCGACCAGCAACAGAUCGACGCCCUCCUCAAGGUCGGCAAGACAGAACAGGAGCAUGUCGUGCUCCUGCAGAGCGCCAUCGCCCAGGCAGGCGUCCAGCCCGUGCAGCCGUGCACCUAUAAAUUUGGCUUCACCGACGCCGCCGGCAUGGUCGCUACGGCCGCCGUUCUCGAGAACGUUGGCGUAUCCGCCUACCUCGGCGCCGCCGCCCUCCUCUCGUCCGGUUCCAUCCUCACCACCGCCGGCUCCAUCCUCACCGUCGAGGCCCGCCACCAGACCUUCAUCCGGGCCGCCUCGGGCAGCAUCCCCGUACCCCAGGCCUUCGACACCCCGCUCUCGCCCCGCCAAGUCUUCUCCCUCGCCGCCCCCUUCAUCGAGAGCUGCCCGGAGGGCUCCAACCUCAUCCUGACCGCCUUCCCCGCGCUCGCCAUGCCCGAAGGCGCCUCCCCCAAGGCGGUCGCCGCGGGUGCCACCGUCCAGCUGCGCAGCGACGCCGCCGCCUCGGCUACCCACUGCGCCUUCACCACCGGCGGCAUCCCCGGCGGCACCACUUUCACCCCCUUCGACCAGGCUGCCGGCUGCGUCGUACCCGAGGGCCUGGCCGGCAUCACCUACGUCAACCUGGCCAGCGCCGCCCCGCUCAACGGCGUGCUCACCGACGACAUCAUCGUGGCUGGGCCCAUGGUGAUGCAAGUCUCGUAACGCGGCGCCGCCUGGCCAAGCUCCUAUUUCUCUCGUUCUCUCUCUCUCUCCCCCUCUCUCUCUUCUAUUUCUUUAAUUCCACUUUGCCCAGACGAGAAAAGACAGGACGUUGGGGUUGUACUAGAUGACUCGAGUCUGGUCUGGCUGGGGUUUGGCGGUGUUCUUGCUUUUCGCCUCCAUGCUUCUUGUAAGACGGUUUCCUGAUAGACCCAAGUACUUCGUACUAGGCCCUUCUGGAUCAGGCCCCAUCAACGAAGAUCUCAACAAUCUUGACCUCGCUAUCAGCCCUCAAAUCUUUCGUUGACUGUCACCAAUUGGGCUGUGUUGCUCGCCAACCUGCCUGCACGAUGUCUCUGUGUACCUCGGACGCGCAUGUAGCUUCAGCAGAGGGCGUUAGGAUGGGAUUUUUUGCUUUUUUCCUCUUUCUCUUUAUUCUUCACCAAUGUGGCCAUUGGCCCUAGUUGUUUUCUGAAUUAUCCGGAGAGAGGAUGGGAUUGAUGAUGGAUACCCGCCAUGGUUGAAAGGGGAGAGAAGGAAAUAAAGGGGGUUGCAGUAAAAAAAGUGCACGGCCCCUACGCGGUCUCGGUUCACGGUGAUGGUAUAGUAGAAGUUCAAAUAUACUUGGAUCGCCUCCUGGCUGUAGCGCCUUG